This is a messenger RNA of Daktulosphaira vitifoliae (grape phylloxera), 577 nucleotides long. RefSeq lists its product as uncharacterized. The coding region runs from base 88 to 495 and encodes 135 amino acids. The record is from RefSeq and is a predicted model, not a curated record. NCBI's taxonomy places the organism in Eukaryota, Metazoa, Arthropoda, Insecta, Hemiptera, Phylloxeridae. The transcript is spliced from 5 exons.
AAUGGCGGUUUUGCACUUCGUACCGACAUUGUAUUGCAGCGCUUAGUGCAAAAAAGGAUUCUGUCGCAGGUUUUUCUAGCGAUUCAUAUGAUUGCAAUGGUAUAUUGUUUAGCGUCUAGAGAUUUUGCUGUAAACAUGAGUCUCAUAAACGUGGGCUUAGAGAUCUUCAAUGUAUUUUUCACAUUUUACUUUUUACAUUAUGAAUACUGGAAAAGGGGUGUCAAGGUAAAUGGAACAAACGUAUCUGGAGGAAACUUCACGGAUUUAUUUUUAAUUUACUUAAUUUUUGAAGUCAUAUAUUUUAUCUUAAUUGAUGGAUUCAGAUAUAUGCCAGAUAGAUUUAAUGAAGUAGUUGAUCGAACAGCAACAAAGAAUUUGUACCUAUGUUUGUAUGAUUUUCAUCUAGAGUAUUUUGAUCACUUUAUACACAUUAUCAUGUUUAUCAUGUAUAUUUGGAUGUGGUUUGCACUAAAUAUAAAAUUGAAGCAUGGAUAAUUAUUGAACUGUGGCAAUAUUUUGAUUAUCGAUUAAACUUCGAUAAAUCACACAAAUCUAACGAACUUUUAAUGAUUUAAUA